Molecule: messenger RNA, 1099 nt
Organism: Panonychus citri (citrus red mite)
Lineage: Eukaryota; Metazoa; Arthropoda; Arachnida; Trombidiformes; Tetranychidae
Product: zinc finger protein 593-like
Exons: 3
Coding region: 498-893 (131 amino acids)
Source: RefSeq, a predicted model, not a curated record
AUAUUGACAAGAAAGAAAAAGAAGGCACAUUAAUUGCGAAAAGAAAAAAAGUAAAUUAAAAUUGGGAAUUAAAUCUCAUUACUCUUGGUUACCAAUUCCAUUUAAAGACUAUGACGUAUCCAAAUCCACGCCCUUUCGGUCUGGUGAUAUGGAAGAAGGAAAAAAGCAUGUUACUUGUUUCUCUUUAUUUGCUUCUCUUUCUUUUCUAAUUGUUACUUUUAAUUACAAUUCCAAGUGAAAAUUAUCCUUUCCAAUACACAUUCUAAUCAUUUAGAAAUGAUAUCCAACAAUUAGAGUGAACAAUUAAAAUCCAUUUGGUUGGGCCUCCCUUUUGGUUUAUUAUUAAGUCUCAUCAUCAGUUGGAGUGGAUCUUGGAUCCACUUUGAAUCAUCUGCUCUUCUUAACUUGUUGGUAAUUUUCUUUGAUUUCUAUUGUUUUUGAGGUCAUUUCAUUAUCAAUUUGGUGGAUUUUUCGUUUCUCCUUCAAUCUAAUCAGUGAUGCCAAUCCAUUCUCGUGCAAAAGGCUGCAAUCGGCAUAAGUCUCGUAUCCAAAAGACCAGGAAACGCAAGCGAGAUAUUGAUCAAAUUCAAGAGGAAGCGACAUUCAUUGGUGAUGAAAUUAUCUUCGAUAAUUCCAAUAAAAUCAUUGAGCCUGAUGACGAUUUACCAGGACAAGGAUUAUUUCCUUGUCAAGCUUGUGCGCGGCACUUUAUCGACCAGAAGACAUUAGAUGAACACACUCGAAGUAAAGUUCACAAAAAACGUUUACGAGAAUUAAAAGAGCCGAUGUACACUCACGCCGAGGCGGAAGCGGCCGGUGGAUUAGGAAAUUUCACUCCACCCAAGAAAAGGAAAACAUCUCAUAUGGAAGUAGAAGUUGUUACCAAUCAAUGAAAACAUUCUGAUGAAAAUGACUUCCGAAUUUCGUUGCUUAAUUGUUACAAAAUGUUCUCAAAUCAAUUUGAAUCCAAUGAGUAUCAGGACAAUUUGCGCUUUUCUGUGAUAAUCAAAACUCUGCUCGACUAAAUUAAUUUCUAAAUUGAUUAAAAGUAUAAUCAAACAUGAGCGAUUUGUGGUGAGUAAAAUGUAACCACAGUAAA